GGUGGCUUUGCCCUGCCACAGGGCAGGGUUAGGUGCUGGAAAGAAAUCCUUGAGUGAGCGUGGGGAGGCACAGGGUGCCCAGAGAUGCUGUGGGUACCCCAUCCUUGGAAUUAUUCCAGGCCAGUCUGGAGGGGCUUGGAGCAGCCUGUGGAUAGUGGAAGGUGUCCCUGCCAUGGCAGGAGGGUGGAAUGAGAUGAUCUUGAAGGUCCCUUCCAUCCCAAAGCAGUCUGUGACUCAGUGACCACCUGAAUAAAAGCUGGUUCCUUGUUCCCACCAUAACCUGUGUGACCUGCCUGCCCCUGGGGAGUUCUUGCAUCUGACAUCCCAGAUCAUCUGUGCCCUCGGCCUGCAGUCUCUGAACUGGCUCCCUGUGAGGCAUAAGGUGUGGUGACAUCAGGAGGCAGAUGUCACCAUCGCUGUGCUGUAGGACAGCUCACUCUUGUGAGAGCUCCCUGAUGCUAUUUUUAGUUGCUUCGUUUUCUUUCUGUUGUAGAAAUAAUUGUUGCUGUCUCUUUGUUCAUGUUCAGCUACCCUUCCCUUCCCACUGCUGAGAGACUGCAAUAACUAAAGCUCUCUAAAACAUGAAUGUCUUUGGCCCAAAAAUUGGCAAAGCAUAAUAGAAGAUUAAUUUUAAGUAGCCCUCACUAAAGGACUAAAAUUAUUUUUUUUCCCCAAGUGACUGCACUUCAGUGCUCGUUUUUCUUCCACAAGUUGAAUUAAACCAAGGAGCUUGUUCUUGCCAACACGUGAUAUUAGUUUGCAUUGUCAUCUGUGAUAACAGGUCUUAGAUAACAUGGAAAUUAAGGGAAAAGGAAGAGCAGGCUUCAGUCUUCUAGGAAACCUGCAGGGAUGCUUUCAAGCCUUAACUUGUUCACUGUGUUGGGUUAGGAAUGUGAGUCUUCCUUGAGGAUACUUGCUUAAAUUCUUAGAUCCAUGGCUGUUUACUUUUUUUCCCUUUUUCUUUGUCUGUUUCGUUCCAUUUUCAUUGUUCUGUGUUCUUCUUGCAUUUAAUUCACUACAAUAACCACAACAUUUGCUGCAGUUCAGGUGUUUGGUGCAGCUACACAGAAACCAGGCCCUGCACCUUGUGCUGCAUCUGUUCAGUGACUGCCAGUUUCUAUUUGCCUUUUUUCCUUACUUUUUACAGAUCCCAUCUAAAAUCACUGAAACUCCAAGGCUAGAAAGUGUUAUGACUUUGCUCCUUCCCCAGCUCCUGCCCUAGCUUAUUUAGUGACUGAGCCACAGGAGGUGGAACAUGGCUGGACAAAUAUCAGAGGCUGAUCAGAUCAAGCAGUUCAAAGAGUUUCUUGGCACAUACAAUAAACUUACAGAAAACUGCUUUGUGGAUUGCAUAAAGGAUUUCACUAGCAGAGAUGUGAAACCAGAAGAGAUAACUUGCUCAGAAAACUGCUUGCAGAAGUAUCUAAAGAUGACACAGAGGAUCUCCAUGAGAUUCCAGGAGUACCACAUCCAGCAGAACGAGGCUCUGGCAGCCAAGGCAGGACUGCUCAGCCAACCUCGUUAGAGCCGAGCACCGUGCUCAGACUUACCUGUGCCAAGAACACACUGGGGGAUUCCUGUAAGGAUGUGUGUCCAGCAGCUCAGAGCAGAGCUCAGGCAGUGGGAGCAGAAGGGUUAAACAGGAGCUCAGUCCUGAUGGCCUUGCAGUGGAGUUUGUUUCCACAAGGGAAUGAUGCAGAUAAAACAUUUCCCAGGGCCCACAGACUGGUGUCUGCAUUUCAGGGGUGGUGGGAGGGCUCACCUGCCUUUUGCUGAAACUGGUUGAGAUGAAUCAAUGUAAUGUGGGGAAUACACUUUUUUAUUUAAUUCAAAUAAAAUCAGCUGGAGCCAUA
This is a messenger RNA of Passer montanus (Eurasian tree sparrow), 1853 nucleotides long. It is a transcript of the gene TIMM9, whose product is annotated as translocase of inner mitochondrial membrane 9. The transcript is spliced from 4 exons. The coding region runs from base 1256 to 1525 and encodes 89 amino acids. The record is from RefSeq and is a predicted model, not a curated record. NCBI's taxonomy places the organism in Eukaryota, Metazoa, Chordata, Aves, Passeriformes, Passeridae.